CUUUCGCCUGUCAUCCUUCGGGUUUUGCCUGCAGAAAGGAGCCUUUUUUUCUCUUUGUCUUCUCCUUCUUCUUCUUCCUCAUCCUUUGCCCUUCGCCUUUUGGAUCGGAAAAUCAAGAAAUCUAAAAACACACGCAGUAAAAGCGUUUCUUAAACAGACCGCCGGCGCUGGCGUCCCAUCAUUUCUUCAAUUAUUUAUAUAAAAAAUUCUGAAUUUUUGAUGGGAUUAUGUUUUGAAUAGAGUUUUAGUUUCAUAGUUAAAAACGUACCAAUUCCAAAUUGUUUUGCAAUUGUAAAUUCAAUUUUGAUGAUGGUAUUGGGUAGAAAAUUGAGAGAGGGAGGAAAGAGACGACGGAAAUAACGACGUCGUUUUUUUCAAAAAUUUUCUGUCGUUUUUUUUUUUGGAGGGUUUUUGGGGGUUUGAAGAUGUGUGCGGCUGCGGCGACGGGUGACUGGUGGGCGAGGGGUAUAGCGGGGCAGAUCGGGGGAGGGUUUAGCCAUGAGAGCGAGCUUGACUUGGCUCUCAUGGUAAGUGAGUUCCUUGAGAACGGAGGCAGCAGCGGUGCCGAUUCUUUGUGCAGCAGUGAUAGCGAGUCUGGUCUCUCUGAUCUGCACCAUCUCGCCGACAAGAUUUCGUUUUAUAGGCACUCAGGAGCUCAGUAUGAGAGUGACUUACUGUCAUUGGUUCAUUCUCUUAUGGUAUCCAUCAAGGAGACGGACCUUCGCCUUGUUAAGUCAGGUCCAUGUAAUGCCAGCUGCAUUAGAUUUUCUUUGGUAAAGCUCUUGAGACUUGCUGGUUACGAUGCUGCUGUUUGUACAUCUAGGUGGCAGGGUGGUGGCAAGGUCCCUGGAGGGGAUCAUGAAUAUGUUGAUGUGGUUAACUACAAUGGUGGAAGCUCUGAGCGUUUGAUUAUUGAUAUUGACUUCCAAAGCCAUUUUGAGAUUGCUAGAGCUGUAGAUUCCUAUGACAGAAUAUUGAAGUCGCUUCCUGUUAUUUAUUUGGGCUCCAUGACCAGGUUGAAACAGUAUCUUCAAGUGAUGGUUGAAGCUGCUAAAUCUUCUCUCAAGCAAAACUCAAUGCCUCUUCCUCCAUGGAGGUCGCUUGCUUAUUUGCAAGCGAAGUGGCAAUCACCCUACGAGAGGCAUUGGAGCCCAGAGGAACAAAAUUUUAGCAGCAUUAACUCUUCAGACCAUAAGCAGUGCAGCGGACAUUUAAAGAGGUUGCAAUCUUCGCUCCAAUCUGAAGUGGAAGAAGAGAGACUCUUGAAGCCCAUGAACACUGAUAACUGGAGAGUGAAGCGUGAGAGGCGGAGGCAUUCGUUAUUGCGAGGUCUUUGAAUUGUAUAGAAAUUUUGGCUGGGAAUUGCAAGUUCCCUUUUUGAGAGAUUAAUUGUACUGCGGCUUUCAUGUUCAGUAGUUCUUUUUCAUCAGAUGAAUAAAUGAGGUCAAAUUUUAUACGCCAAAGCUGUUUUGGGUACUUGCUUCACCAAGGUGUAUAACUUGAUAGGUCUAUUUAUUUAUUUAUUUAUUUUUUAAGUUUCUCUUGGAUGUAUUCCUUGCCUUGUGUUUUAUGGCUAAGGAAUUUUUGUUCUAUAUAGUCUUUGUUUCAUUGGUUUUGUUCUUCAAAUGUUGAGUUACAUGUAUUACAAGCAAUUAGAAAGGUUGCUUGGCGAUAUAUACACUAAACAAAGUUGAUGAAAUAGCUGCUUUUGAUAGUUUUUGUUA
Hevea brasiliensis (rubber tree) is the source of this 1724-nucleotide messenger RNA. RefSeq lists its product as uncharacterized. The record is from RefSeq and is a predicted model, not a curated record. NCBI's taxonomy places the organism in Eukaryota, Viridiplantae, Streptophyta, Magnoliopsida, Malpighiales, Euphorbiaceae. Bases 426 to 1337 code for a protein of 303 amino acids. The transcript has 3 exons.